This is a messenger RNA of Fulvia fulva, 1854 nucleotides long. RefSeq names its product Tripeptidyl-peptidase sed2. The record is from RefSeq and is a predicted model, not a curated record. Bases 1 to 1854 code for a protein of 617 amino acids. Gene Ontology annotation, biological process: proteolysis. Lineage: Eukaryota; Fungi; Ascomycota; Dothideomycetes; Mycosphaerellales; Mycosphaerellaceae. Gene Ontology annotation, molecular function: serine-type endopeptidase activity; tripeptidyl-peptidase activity. The transcript is spliced from 2 exons.
AUGCGACUGUACCAUCUGUUCGCCCUUGUGGGCGCAGUUGACGCUCUCGUGAUGGAGUCUCUUGAAGAUGUGCCUGAGGGCUGGAAGCGGGUUGGGUACCCGUUUCCAGAUGACAAAGUUUCCUUACGAAUCGCCAUGAAUUCCCCUGGCCAGAGCUUGUUCGAACAAACACUACUCGAUAUCUCAUCGCCAGAUCAUUCGAGCUAUGGCCGGCAUGUCAAGCGCGAUGAGCUGAAGCAAAUGCUGAGACCGACUUCCGAAGCGACGGCAGCUGUCACUAGCUGGCUGAGGCAAGCCGGCGUUAGCAAAGACAGCAUUGUGGAUGAUGGAGAUUGGAUCAAUUUCGUCGCAUGCGUCGAAGUUGCAGAGAGACUGCUCGACACAACAUUCGAGAUGUACCAAGCUAGAGGGGGCCUCGAUAAGAUCCGGACUUUACGCUACUCAGUUCCAACAGAGCUCUUUGGCUUCAUCGACAUGAUACAACCGACGACGCGCUUCGGAGAAUUGAAAGAACAAGGCGAAGCAAUUCACGACAGCGAGACUAUGGGACAAGCACCUGCUUUCAAAUCGAGCCUACAAGGUGAUGCAUUGAAAGCUCAAGUCACGCCAGCUCGGCAACAGGCUGGUCUUACUGCAGACGGUACCGAGACCCAACAGAACGGAUGCAUAGGUUCAGCCACACCCGCCUGCAUUCGAGGACUCUACAGGAUGCCUGCCUAUCCGGACGAAAACAUCAUCGACAACACCACCAGUGGGUUCAUGGCGUUCUCUAACUUUCUCGACCAGGUCCCUCGAUAUGAGGACCUGGAUGCCUUCCAAGCUGAAUAUGCGCCUUACGCAAUGGGCCUCAGCUUCUCAAGCGAAAGCAUCAAUGGCGCGGCCAACGAUCAGAAUGCCAUCAAGAGCAACGAAGGCAAUCUCGAUGCGCAGUACAUGCAAGCUCUAGGAUACCCCGUGCCAAUGCACUCUUACAUGACGCCUGGCAUCGCUCCACAUAUCAAAGACCUUGAUCAACCCACAGGCCCCGGAAACAACGAGCCCUACUUGGACUUUCUUACAUACCUUCUGGCACAAGACGACCAGGACCUGCCGCACACCAUCACAACGUCAUAUGGCGAGAACGAACAGUCCGUACCGAUCCGAUACCGCAGAAAGGUCUGCGAUAUGUUCGGACAGCUCGGUGCUCGUGGCGUGUCCGUUAUCUUCGCCUCGGGAGACACAGGCGUCUCGAGUGCCUGCCAGACCAACGAUGAUAAUCCACGACCACGCUUCGUACCUACCUUCCCGGCGACGUGCCCGUGGGUCACGGCAGUUGGCGCGACCUAUGGCUCCGAGGAAGGGGAGCAAGCCGCCUCUUUCUCGACUGGUGGCUUUUCGGAGUCGUUCCCGCGACCAGCGUGGCAAUCCGACGCCGUAGAGACCUACCUCGAAGAACUCGGCGAUCGCUGGGACGGCCUCUACAAUCCGAACGGUCGCGCAACCCCAGACGUCGCCGCGCAAGGCUACCGCUUCCACAUCGUAGACAAGGGAAAGGAAAGUUUCAUCACUGGCACCUCGGCUGCUGCACCCGUCUUUGGUGGCAUCAUCGCCUUGAUCAAUGCGAAGCGGAUCCAGGCUGGGAAGUCUCCGCUUGGAUACCUCAAUCCUUGGAUCUAUAGUACGGGAAAGGACGCCUUGAAUGAUAUCACUAUGGGCGGUUCGACGGGAUGUGAUGGGACGGGUUAUUAUACUAGUGGCGCUACGCCUUAUAUUCCUUAUGCGAGUUGGAAUGCCACGAAGGGGUGGGAUGCGGUGACGGGGUGGGGGACGCCGGAUUAUCCGAGUUUGUUGAGGUCGGCAAUGGAGGCGCCGUGA